UAUAGUGAACACGUUUCAACAUAAAAUAACAUUUUUAAAAUAUAUAUUCAAACUCAUGCUAAAUAAAAUAAUUUUUGCAGUGCAUUAUAUGCAUUAGUAAAAUCUAGAAUAUUUGUAUUGGUCGUCACAAAGUUCGUGAAAGUGUUUCUUAUUUACGAGAAUCAUGAAGGCAUCAUUUCUUCAAGCACAACCGGGCGAAAGGAGAGCUUUCUUUGAGAAGGUUCUCUCUUUAAAGCACUAUUUCACGCUUUUUUUGUUAUUUUUACAGUGCCCCUUAAAGAAAACGACAAAAUGCCCACGGAAGUGAAGCAGAGAAAGAAAAAGCAAAGCGAGGAUGUUCCUGCCAACCGCAAACCAGAAGUGGAUCAAAGACUGAGGAAGGAAGACGGAGACUCUCCUAAAACAUCCAGUUUGGACUUUAAAGGAAUCAUGUGCGUUUUAUCGCUUGCAGUGUGCGCGGCACUCAGCUGGGAGGUGAUCCAGCAGAAGGAGAGGUUCUCCAGCAUGGAGGAGAAGUUCACACUUUUACAUGGAAAGACGUCGACUUUGACUCAAAUGGAGGACCAAGUGGAAAAAAUGAACCAAAAACUCGCCGCCUCUGAGGUCGAUGUCCAGGAGGCGCUCUCCGCCCUCUCCAUGGCAACGGGACUCCAGCAGGACGUUGUCACGCUCCACGCCACCAUCACGGCCAUGCAAGCGGACGAGAACUCUGCGUCCGGAGACCUCCAGGCGGUCAACGGCCGCUUCCUGAACGUGACAGAGACUUGGCAGGCCCGCCUCGCCGCCGCCGCCUCCGAGCUGGCCGCCCUCAAAGCCGAGGCCCGAGAGGCCCACGCGGGAGCUACAGACAAGGUGAACGAGGCCGAGCGGCGGGUCAGGGCGCUGAGGGAGAAGCUGGAGGAGCUGGAGGACAGCACCAACAGGAACGCCCGAGCGAUGGAGCGCUCCGAGGAGGACGACGCCAAGCGGGCUCGGGAGCACCUGGACUGGAACACCAAGCAAGUCCACAAUCUGCAGGAGCACGUCAACAGGCUGGCCCGUAAGGAGGCGGAGCUUAGCGGGCAGCUGCAGGAGCUCAUCCCCCGGGCACGGGAAUGCGAGGAGCACCUACCCAGCGUGGAGGAGGCGCUGCGCUCCAUCCUCAAACUGGGCGGCGACCUGAGCGGGGCGGAGAAGCGCCUGGAGGAGGCGACGCUGCAGGUGUUCGGCGCCGAGGACAACAUGCUGAAGACCCUCCACCAGAUCCUCCAGAUGAGGCAGGAGGUGGACGCCCUGCAGGCUCGCAGCAGCAUCCUCAAGAUGAAGAGCGAGCUCUCGGUGGUGCGGGAGGCGGUGCAUGAACUCACCAUGGUGCUGAGGGGGGAGCAGGUUGCCGACGGCGACGAGGAGCCGGAUGAGGAGUGGAUUGAAGACCAAGCUCCUCGUGAUGACACCGCCCAAUGAUGUCAUGCAUACAAAGACAAGGAGUUUUUUUGAGUUUUUUUGCUGUUUUCAUGAAGUACUUUAACCACAGGACCGUAGAAGUAGACCAUUACCAUGUAUCCCUCGUUUAAAGGCCUACUGAAACCCACUACUACCGACCACGCAGUCUGAUAGUUUAUAUAUCAAUGAUGAAAUAUUAACAUUGCAACACAUGCCAAUACGGCCUUUUUAGUUUACUAAAUUGCAAUUUUAAAUUUCCCGCGAGUUUCUUGUUGAAAACGUGGAAUGAUGGCGCGUACGCGUGACGUCACGGACUGUAAGGAAAUAUUAGCGCUGCAUCAAACACGGCUAAAAGUCGUCUCUUUUCAUCGCAUAAUGACACAGUAUUUUGGACAUCUGUGUUGCUGAAUCUUUUGCAAUUUGUUCAUUUAAUAAUGGAGACUAUAAAGAACAAUGCUGUUGGUGGAAAGCGGUGGAUUGCAGCUGUCUUUAGCACCGAGACACAGCUGGUGUUUCUUUGUUUGUUGUGAAGCUUUAACGCAGAGCGCUCAAGCGAACAUGUUUUCUCUACGUCAACCAGCAUGUUUUUGGAUGGGAAAAUUGUGAUAUAUAUCUUACCGGAGAAAUCAUUGGAUUAUUCGUCGUCCUGCAGCAGCUGUUUAAAAGGCAGCUGUGAGCUUGGCUCCUCGGCUUCUCUCUGAGACACUUUGUGUUCACCGCAGCCAUCCGACCUCGAGGUAUUUCUUUACAAUCUUUAAAAUCUCACUAAAACACUAUUAAAACAAUAAGCAGAUAAGGGAUCUUCCAGAAGUAUCCAAGUAAAUGUGUCUAAUUACAUUUGAAACGCUUACAUUGCCGCCGGCCGGAGCCGUCACUUUUUUUUCCCUUUCUAGUCCUUCACUAUCAAUAUCCUAAUUUAACUAAUCUUUCGUCCUCGCUCAAAUUAAUGGGGAAAUUGUCGCUUUCUCGGUCCGAAUUGCUCUUACUGCUGGUGGCUCCCAUUAAAAACAAUGUGAAUAUGUGUGGAGCUCUGCAACUCGUGACGUCACGCGCACAUACUUUCGGUAAAGGCAGGGCUUUUUUAUUAGCGACCAAAAGUUGCAAACUUUAUCGUCGAUGUUCUCUACUAAAUCCUUUCAGCAAAAAUAUGGCAAUAUCGCGAAAUGAUCAAGUAUGACUCAUAGAAUGGACCUGCUAUUCCCGUUUUAAAUAAGAAAAUCUCAUUUCAGUAGGCCUUUAAGUUAUAUAGCGUCACCUAUUGAACAAGUGGGUGUAUUGCAGCUUUUAAAGCAUGGGUGUCAAACUCUGUCCCGCCGUGUAAUUUCAUUUGGCCCUUGAGGCAAUAUCAAAUUAACAUUAGAGCUGGCCCGCCGCUGUGACACCACAUUCACCGCUAAUACUCAUACUCGUCAACCCUCCCAAUUUUCCCGGGAGACUCCCGAAGUUCAGUACCCCUCCCGAAUUUCCCCCGAUUUUCACCCGGACAAUAAUAUUGGGGGCGGGCCGUAAAAGCACUGCUUUUGGCGUUCUCUACAUGUCGCCACGUCCGCUUUUCUUCCAUAAAAACACCGUGCCGGCCCACUCACAUAAUAUAUGCGGCUCAUACACACUUGGUCAACAGCCAUACAGGUCACACUGAAGGUGGCCGUAUAAACAAGAUUAAAUGUAAAUGGGUUGUAUUUGUAUAGCGCUUUUCUACCUUCAAGGUACUCAAAGCGCUUUGACACUACUUCCACAUUUACCCAUUCACACACUGAUGGAGGGAGCUGCCAUGCAAGGCCCUAACCAGCACCCAUCAGGAGCAAGGGUGAAGGACACAACGGACGUGACAAAGUUGGUACUAGAUGGGGAUUGAACCAGGGACCCUUGGAUUGCCGGCACGGCCACUCUCCCCUGCGCCACGUCGUCCCCAUUUGCAACACUGUUACAAAUAUGCGCCACACUGUGAACCCACAGCAAACAAGAAUGACAAACACAUUUCGGGAGAACAUCCGCACCGUAACACAAACACAACCGGAAAAAUACCCAGAACCCCUUGUAUCACUAACUCUUCCGGGACACUACAAUAUACACCCCCGCUACCACCAAACCCCGCCCCAACUUAAACCCGCCGCCGAAAAAAGGCCUUAAAUUUGUGUUUUUAUUUAAUUUGAUAUGCCAUUGAUAUUUUUUAAUUAAUAUUAUUUAAAACUGGAUUUUGCAUGUCACUAUAAAGUUAUAUAAGCCUUGUUUGGUCAAUAUUCAAUGCAAAACUUGUUUGGGUCCCUAUUAAAGGAAAAUUUGUUCAACCUCUGCCCGCGGCUUUGUUCAGUUUAAAAUUUUGGCCCGCUCUUUGAGUUUGACACCACUGUUUUAAAGCCAUGAAGUAACAUCAGAACCUGUUGAUGAUCAUAAAUAGAAGAGAGGAAGUAGAAAUAAUUCAUAGAGGAAAUAAAUGAUCUCGAAAAAUC
This is a messenger RNA of Nerophis ophidion (straightnose pipefish), 3872 nucleotides long. Its product is annotated as inhibitor of nuclear factor kappa-B kinase-interacting protein-like. The record is from RefSeq and is a predicted model, not a curated record. The coding region runs from base 292 to 1443 and encodes 383 amino acids. NCBI's taxonomy places the organism in Eukaryota, Metazoa, Chordata, Actinopteri, Syngnathiformes, Syngnathidae. The transcript has 4 exons.